Mycena citricolor is the source of this 1589-nucleotide messenger RNA. The record is from the annotation of a GenBank genome assembly. Lineage: Eukaryota; Fungi; Basidiomycota; Agaricomycetes; Agaricales; Mycenaceae.
UCGUGGCCUUCACCGAUUUCGUCCCAUUUGGAUUACGAGCCUUGUAGUAGUCUGACUUAAUACGCACUCCUUCGCAUCGACAUGCUUCUCUCACCUGCAUCAACAAGCGCCAGCUUGCCUUCCCAGUCGUUCUGGGGCAAGUUCAAACCGAAGGGCAACAAGGACGAGAUGCGUGAUAAAACAUCACAGAUGGCCCUUGCUCGUCAACGGCUGCUCACUCUCGCCUUUGGCGACAUGGAAACUAUCCGCAUGCUUCCCAAUAGCUUUGCGGAAUUGGAAGCGGUCGCGCGCGAUUGGACGAAGCCUCCACCAGACGCUGUAUUCAGUCUUAGAGUUCCAGUCGAAUUCGCGUCGUUGGCUGCUGCGCGACUAGUGGCCGGCCCUUACAUCUAUCUUACUGGAGAUGACUCCUUCCAGAUCGCAGUGAUGGGUGUGCAGGGUCUGCGGGUCGAGAUCGUCAGUGAUGCACCUCCACCACCUGACGAAGUUGUUCCGCCACCUCCGCCUGUGCUAGAAAUGCCGGCAUCAUUCAACCUGGAGCUGACGCCGGGCCAGCAUGUGGCACUGGAUGUGACAGUGAGCUCUGACGAACUAGACAUGGCCCGGAUGGAGGACGGGACGAUGGUAGACGGGCUGUUCUGGGGCAAGCUGAACAUCGUGCACCAAGAUCCCGACAACCACAAAAUGGAGUUCAGCGGCACACGGCUUGCAAACGAAGCCGCUGCGCCGGACCUCGUAUUCGACUCACGAGUAAUGACGAAGUUGGCCGUGGCGGCGAAACCGACGACAGUGAAGUGCCAUUUGAGCGUGCUCUCGCCGUCCGUGGAGUACUGCGAUAUCAUGCUCACCAUGUCUCCUUUCUGGAAACUGGGCAUCACAUGGCCUCCCGCCGAGACUCUGUCGGAAAACAAAGUCAAGUACUUUUUGCGAGUGCAUCCCGGAGGCGCACUCGAGCACUUUGAGUCCGAGAUGGUCGGAACGUCGCUGUAUUACGAGGCCAUGCCCGAUCAAACUAUGGUAGAACCCAAUGACUACAUCGCGCCAAGAAACGGCUAUGCGAUGUCCUUCCGGGACUUUGUUCCUCAUCUGAUGAACGUCCUGGAUCAGCUCGGCAUGUCUAUCCAUGCCCGCACCAACUUUAUAAACUCGAAUAUCUCUGCUUUUUCGGCACACAAGAAUAUCGCGUACAGAUUUCUGUCUCCGAGCCGCAUUGCUGCCGCGAUCGACAUCUCUGUGACGCACGACCCUUGUAUCUUCACACGUCUAUUCCUGAUCUUCCGGGGUCUUUCUGACGACGACGCGGGUGUCUUCGCGGGAGCCGGCGAGAAGGAAGCCAAUGCGGUGAAUUGGCGAGAGGUUGUCGGCUGGUCAGAAGAGAGCAAGGAUUCGACCCUGUUCCGCCUCCUCGAAACGUCCGUGCUGGAAGUGACGUAGCUUUGUGAUUGUGCUCUAGUUAUCGUUGCAUUAUUGUAUGUACCCAGUAAUGUUGCAUUCCUAUUUGGGAUGACAGGCGUAGUGCUUGAUGUACAGCCACGUAGACGUCAUUAUGAGAUGUAGAUUACAAAACAAUACAGAUAGCGUGAUAGCGA